AUGACUUCGUCGCUGAGAAUGGCCUCUGGUAUUUUGAGCCGAGCCACCCGUAACUUGGCUGCCAUUGAAUCCGCCCCAUCGCACCGCAUCCUCCCUAUCCUUCGAAGCAGUAGCCGACCGCAAUGCCGAACCUACACGCAAGCGCAGCGACCGCAGUGCCACCAGGUUAUGCAGAACGCCUUUUCUGCGCGAAAUUGCUUCUCCACGACAACCUCCCGUGCCAAGAACAAGACAAUGGGCCAGUUGCGCCAGCGCAACUCGACCGGUCCUUUCUCGUGGAAGGCCGCGCUGCUCUUCGUGCUCACGGGUGCGGGCAUGGUGAUCUAUUUCCGCGUUGAAAAGGCCCGUCUGGAGCGAAAGCGUAUUGCGGAGAUGAGCAAGGGUGUCGGAAAGCCCAAAGUUGGCGGUCCUUUCACUUUGAUGGACCUGAACGGAAAGGAAUUCACUGCGGAGGAUCUCAAGGGCAAAUACAGCUUCGUCUAUUUCGGAUUCACCCACUGCCCCGACAUCUGUCCGGACGAGCUGGACAAGAUGGCUGAGAUUAUCGACAAGGUCAAGGAGGCCACUAAGGACGACAAGGUCUUCCUGCCUGUUUUCAUUACGUGUGAUCCCGUCCGUGACACCCCCGAGGUUCUUGGAGCAUACCUGAAGGAGUUUCACCCGGACAUCGUCGGCUUGACGGGCACCUAUGAACAGGUCAAGAACGUCUGCCGGCAGUAUCGUGUUUAUUUCAGCACUCCCAAGAACGUGAAGCCGGGCGAGGACUACUUGGUGGACCACAGCAUUUAUUUCUAUCUAAUGGAUCCCGACAAUGAUUUUGUGGAAUGUAUCGGCCGACAGGAUACGCCGGAAUCUGCGUCAAAGGUGAUUCUCGAACACAUCAACGACUGGAAGAGAGAAGGCAAGCCGAUCAAGGUCGAGUAA
Molecule: messenger RNA, 924 nt
Organism: Penicillium macrosclerotiorum
Lineage: Eukaryota; Fungi; Ascomycota; Eurotiomycetes; Eurotiales; Aspergillaceae
Product: SCO family protein
Exons: 3
Coding region: 1-924 (307 amino acids)
Biological process (GO): mitochondrial respiratory chain complex IV assembly; intracellular copper ion homeostasis
Cellular component (GO): mitochondrial inner membrane
Molecular function (GO): copper ion binding; copper chaperone activity
Source: RefSeq, a predicted model, not a curated record